Molecule: messenger RNA, 4116 nt
Organism: Octodon degus (degu)
Lineage: Eukaryota; Metazoa; Chordata; Mammalia; Rodentia; Octodontidae
Gene: Reck
Product: reversion inducing cysteine rich protein with kazal motifs
Exons: 19
Coding region: 60-2708 (882 amino acids)
Biological process (GO): blood vessel maturation; sprouting angiogenesis; extracellular matrix organization
Cellular component (GO): plasma membrane
Molecular function (GO): metalloendopeptidase inhibitor activity; protein binding
Source: RefSeq, a predicted model, not a curated record
GCUGCGGCGGCCAAGCUGGGUCCGAGCAUCCCGCGGCUCCGGACCCGCCCGGCCCGGACAUGGUGACCGUCCGGGCCUCCCUGAGAGGCGCGCUGGUGCUUCUGGCCGUGACUGGGGUCGUGCAGGUAGCCGGGGGCCUGGCUCCGGGCAGUGCGGGUGCAUUAUGUUGUAAUCAUUCAAAGGACAACCAAAUGUGCCGUGAUGUGUGUGAGCAGGUUGAAAUUUGGAGUUGUAUGAAUUCAUCUUUGCCAGGUGUGUUUAAGAAGUCUGAUGGCUGGGUUGGCUUAGGCUGCUGUGAGCUGGCGAUUGCCUUGGAGUGUCGACAGGCAUGCAAGCAGGCAUCUUCAAAGAGUGAUAUCUCCAAAGUUUGCAGAAAAGAGUAUGAGAAUGCUCUUUUCAGUUGCAUUAGCAGAAAUGAAAUGGGCUCAGUGUGCUGCAGUUACGCAGGUCAUCACACAAAUUGCCGUGAAUACUGUCAAGCCAUUUUCCGAACAGACUCUUCUCCUGGCCCAUCUCAGAUCAAAGCAGUGGAAAAUUAUUGUGCCUCUAUUAGUCCGCAAUUAAUACACUGUGUGAACAAUUAUACCCAGUCUUAUCCAAUGAGGAACCCAACAGAUAGUUUAUAUUGCUGCGACAGAGCUGAAGACCAUGCAUGUCAAAAUGCCUGCAAGAGAAUUCUGAUGUCAAAGAAAACAGAAAUGGAGAUUGUUGAUGGUCUCAUCGAGGGUUGUAAGACCCAACCCUUACCUCAGGAUCCUCUUUGGCAGUGUUUUCUUGAAAGCUCACAAUCUGUCCACCCUGGAGUCACUGUGCACCCUCCUCCCUCUACUGGCCUUGAUGGAGCUAAAUUGCAUUGUUGUUCUAAAGCAAACACUUCAACAUGUAGGGAACUGUGCACUAAACUUUAUAGUAUGAGCUGGGGCAAUACACAGAGCUGGCAAGAAUUUGACCGCUUUUGUGAAUAUAAUCCAGUGGAAGUAUCCAUGUUGACCUGUCUAGCAGAUGUCCGGGAACCUUGCCAGCUGGGCUGUAGAAAUCUUACUUAUUGUACUAACUUUAAUAACAGGCCAACAGAACUUUUUAGGAGUUGUAAUGCUCAGUCAGAUCAAGGAGCCAUGAAUGACAUGAAGCUGUGGGAGAAAGGAAGUAUAAAGAUGCCAUUUAUCAACAUACCUGUUCUUGAUAUUAAGAAGUGUCAGCCGGAAAUGUGGAAGGCAAUAGCUUGUUCACUGCAGAUUAAACCUUGCCACAGUAAAUCUCGGGGAAGUAUUAUUUGCAAAUCAGAUUGUGUGGAGAUUCUUGAAAAAUGUGGAGACCAGGACAAAUUUCCUGAAGAUCACACAGCAGAAAGUAUUUGUGAGCUUCUGUCACCUACAGAUGACCUGGAGAAUUGUAUACCCUUAGAUACAUACCUCAAGCCCAGUACUUUAGGUAAUAUUGUAGAAGAAGUAACUCAUCCAUGUAACCCAAAUCCUUGUCCAGCCAGUGAGCUCUGUGAAGUGAACCGGAAAGGGUGUCCAUCUGGAGAGCCCUGCCUUCCCUAUUCUUGCAUUCAAGGUCAUGGAACGUUCUUUAAUAUCGACUGCAAUGUCUGUUCUUGUUUUGCUGGCAACUUGGUAUGUUCUACCCGCCUCUGCCUCAGUGAACACAGUUCAGAAGAUGACCGUCGUACUUUCACAGGUCUGCCUUGUAACUGUGCCGAUGAGUUUGUCCCUGUGUGUGCACAGAAUGGACGCACUUAUCCCAGUGUCUGCAUUGCCCGCUGUGUGGGGCUCCAGGACCGUCAGUUUGAGUUUGGGUCAUGCAUUUCAAAGGAUCCUUGUAAUCCUAACCCCUGCCAAAAAAAUCAAAGAUGUGUAUCCAAACCCCAAGUCUGCCUGACGACUUUUGAUAAAUUUGGUUGUAGCCAAUAUGAGUGUGUGCCAAGACAGCUGUCCUGUGACCAGGUCCGAGAUCCUGUGUGCGACACAGACCACAUGGAGCACAACAAUCUCUGCACUUUAUACCAGAGAGGAAAAAGCCUCUCUUACAGAGGUCCAUGCCAGCCUUUCUGCACAGCCACAGAGCCUGUGUGCGGGCACAAUGGUGAGACCUACAGGAGUGUGUGCGCUGCCUACUCUGACCGUGUGGCUGUUGACUACUAUGGGCCCUGCCAGGCUAUUGGGGUCCUCUCGGAAUACAGCUCUGUGGCUGAGUGUGCUGCUGUGAAGUGUCCGUCGCUCUUGGCCACUGGGUGUAAACCCAUCAUCCCACCCGGUGCUUGUUGCCCACUGUGUGCUGGGAUGUUAAGAGUUUUAUUUGACAGAGAAAAACUGGACAUUAUUGCUAAGGUAACAAACAAAAAGCCAAUAACAGUUCUGGACAUACUUGAGAAAAUCCGCAUGCAUGUGUCUGUCCCACAGUGUGAUGUAUUUGGAUACUUCAGCAUUGAGUCUGAAAUUGUGAUCUUGAUCAUUCCUGUUGACCACUACCCAAAAGCUUUGCAGAUUGAGGCCUGCAAUAAGGAAGCAGAGAAGAUUGAAUCCCUUAUCAACUCAGACAGCCCCACCCUGGCAUCCCAUGUCCCUCUCUCUGCCCUCAUCAUUUCCCAAGUGCAAGUGUCCAGCAGCCUGCCAUCCACAGGCACUGGGCUCAGGCCUCCCUGCUGGCCUCUGCUCCUCCCCCUCCUCCUCAGCCUGGACUUCGCCUCGCUCUUGCUCCAGAUGUAGCCCUGAUGCCCACACAGGGUGCAAAGUGUUCCCCAACCCAACUCUUCUACCUUGUGAGCGACAUUCAAGACUGCUGGUUGGUAGUCGAAUUGUGGCCAAGCAAAAGCACAUGUCACCUCUUUUCACCGCACAGUAUUUUUUUUUUUUUGAUUGCCAAUAUUGGUAAUAACAUUUUUGUCUCAUUUUACAAAUACCAAUGUUCUCACAAGUGCUAAGGAAAGAAAGUGCCUCUUUGUAGUGAUCUCUGCCUCAUGAUUUUUGUUUUGCUCAGUGGCUAGGCCCCCCGCUCUAAAGCAAAGUUACUAUCACUAAUAAAUGAUCACUAUGUAGAAGGAACACGCACUCUACUAUUGGGUUCAUAUCACAAAAACUUCACUUCAGAGUCCCUUAAGUAUUAAGCUUAUCUUUAUGUUUAUAUACAGAUACCUCUGUAUCCAGAGGCAGGUGACUGGUGAACAGCCACUGCUAUUAGAUAGCAUGAAGUAAAAGUAAAGCUUCUGUGAAAUUACUAUGUAAAUCAUCAGGCAGAUUUAAGUUAAUCGACAGAAAUGUAAUUCAGGACCCCAGCUACUGUGUUAAGCAAGAGGAAGCUGACACUCGUUUCAUGUGUUGUAAGUGACAAGUCUCAGCAGUCACUGAUUUGUGCCUAUGUUUUCUAUAAAAGGGAAAGAUUACGUUGCAUCAAAGCAUUUUUCAUCAUGCAAUUUUAUAUUAAAAGCAGAUAUAUAUUGUUUGGUAUUCAUGUAGUUACAUUUAGAGUUUUAAAACAUCUUUAAACCAAUUGCUGCUACUUUAUAUAAUUGCCAAAAAGUUAAAUAAUUAGUAGUUCCUGUAAAUAAUACAUGAUUUUUCUAUUUUAUUAUGAAGGUGAAUAGCCAUAUUUGUAAAAUGACAAUCAUGUGUUAACCCAUUACUUUCCGUUCACGAAGACACAUUUGCUUUUUGUGAUGUGCACAAUGUAGAUAAAUGUUCUGUCUUUCUAUUUUGAUAUAGAAGUAUAAAGAAUUGUGGUUUAUAUAUUUAAAAAUAUCAAGCUGAGUAUUUUAAUGUCUGCAUGUUGUCUGAGAAAUUGGAUACUUUGAAUGUUUCAGUUUGAAAUAAGCUAUUCAGUGUAAUACUUCUUGUUUGUAUGCACCUAAACUUAGUUUUUAUAUGAAGUGCUUUUUCAGUAUUAUAUGUACCCUCUGAAAUAUAUAGGAAUAUGCUUUUAUACCAAAAUGUUUUGAAAAGUGGGCACUUAAGGCUUUCAGAGUAUUUCAGUAUUUCUGAUGUCUGUUGCAAUUCCUUGUGUAUAAAUGUCUUCAAUGCAAUAUACUAGAAAACUUUCCUAUUUUAAUAGAAAUAAUUUGUAUAUGAUCAAGUGUAUUUCCAAGCAAUGUGAACAUUUAAAAUGAAAUAAUUGAUCACC